CAUGAUGGCUACAAGCACAUCAAAUCCAGGGGGUCGACCUAUAGGCAUAGGAUAUAAUCACCAGGUUUUGCCAUCUUUAAGUACUACGUCAAUGUUGUCAAUUCGACAACAAAUGGACGAAAGUAAUCAUGAAAUGGUGAAUGCCCUUACUCAACAAAUGGGAACUGUUUUUACUCCCAUGAUAAAUAACACGAAUCAAAGUUAUGAAAUAUUGGCGGGACAAAUGGCCAGAAUUGCAGAUUUCUUUGGAGCGCCCCCACAACCAAACCUUUCGACUACUCAAGGGUCGAAUGUGAGAGGGGUCGAACCUAUAGGACAAGGAGAUCAAAUUGAGCAAGUAAUCCCUAGAAUAGUACAAAGGCAUCAAGAUGCUGACCAGGUUCUUAGGAACAUCCAGCAAGAUGUCAAUAUUGGACACAAUAAUAUCUCUAAUGUAGUUGAACAAAUUUUAGUUCAGAAUGGAAUAAAUGUAGGUUUGCAUAGACCAAAUUUCGUUUCCCCGUUGUCAGAAUAUGUAAGGCAAACAGAAUUGCCUAGGGGGUGGAAAGUCCCAAAAUUCACCAAAUUUGCUGGUGAGACUGGCGAGUCGACGGUCGAACAUAUUGCUAGGUUCCAGACAGAGGCUGGAGAAAUAGCAAACAAUGAAAAUCUAAAGAUGAAGUAUUUUCCAAGUUCUUUAACGAAAAAUGCAUUUACUUGGUUCACGACCUUAUCUCCCCAAUCUUUGUUCUCAUGGAACCAAUUAGAACGAUUGUUUCAUGAACAAUUUUAUAUGGGACAGUCGAAAAUCAGCUUGAAAGAAUUAGCCGGAGUUAGACGAAAGGGUGCAGAACCAGUCGAUGACUAUCUAAACCGUUUUAGGUUACUGAAAGCUAGAUACACCCAACAUUUGAGAGAUAUGGCACAACUGGCAGAUAGAGUACGCCAGGUCGAAAGGCUAAAAGCUGAAAAAGCCAGAGCUAGUAAAUAUCAUAAGAAAGAAAAAAUAGCUUAUGUUACUACAAGUGAGUUCGACUCUAAUAGCGACAGUGAAUACGAAGAGGGAGAGGUCAACGUGGCUGAAUUAAAGCCAGGGCCACCAUAUAUCUGUAAAUUGCUUAAACCUUCAAAAGAUAAAAAUCUGGUUGAAGGUAAGAAUGAAAAAAUUUCUAGUAAAACGUAUUCAUUUGAUAUAACAAAAUGUGAUGAAAUAUUUGAUUUGUUGGUUUCUGAUGGGCAAAUCAUAAAAAAAAGAGGAUUUUGUAAAUUUCAUAAUUUCUUGGGUCAUAAAACUUCUCAAUGUGUCCUUUUCAGGGAUUUAGUGCAAAAAGCUUUGAAAGAAGGAAGGUUACAGUUUGGAGAAAAGCCAAAGUCAUCAAUGCAAGUUGAUACUGAUCCUUUGCAAGUCGAAGAGGCUCACUAUACUGAG
Molecule: messenger RNA, 1408 nt
Organism: Vicia villosa (hairy vetch)
Lineage: Eukaryota; Viridiplantae; Streptophyta; Magnoliopsida; Fabales; Fabaceae
Exons: 3
Source: RefSeq, a predicted model, not a curated record